This is a messenger RNA of Mirounga angustirostris (Northern elephant seal), 14982 nucleotides long. It is a transcript of the gene INKA2, whose product is annotated as inka box actin regulator 2. Gene Ontology annotation, molecular function: protein serine/threonine kinase inhibitor activity; protein kinase binding. NCBI's taxonomy places the organism in Eukaryota, Metazoa, Chordata, Mammalia, Carnivora, Phocidae. Gene Ontology annotation, cellular component: nucleus. The transcript is spliced from 2 exons. Bases 267 to 1130 code for a protein of 287 amino acids. The record is from RefSeq and is a predicted model, not a curated record.
GCCCGCGCCCCUCGGUGCGCCCGUCUCAUUGGCUGAAGGCAACCCCCCUGAAUUCUCAUAGGCUGUCCCACUUUUCCUCCGCCCCCCGCACGGACAGCGCGCCGCGAGAGCCAGGGAAGCUGCUCUAAGUCCGGGCCUGGGAGCCGUGGCUCGGCUCGCCGCUGCGAGAGGAGCGGAGCGCGGGGCCGGGGGCCGCUGUUCCCACCCGGGGACGCUCUUGCGGAGCCGAGCCCGGCAAAUGGGCGCACGAGGAAGAGAGCAGGGAAAUGGACUGCUAUUUGCGCCGCCUCAAACAAGAGCUGAUGUCCAUGAAGGAAGUGGGUGAUGGCUUGCAGGACCAGAUGAACUGCAUGAUGGGCGCGCUGCAAGAACUGAAGCUCCUCCAGGUGCAGACAGCUUUGGAACAGCUGGAGAUCUCCGGAGGGAGUCCUGCCCCGGACUGCCCGGAAAGCCCCCGGACGCAGCCCGAGCCCCCUCCAUGGGAGGGUGGCAGAGGUCCUGCCACGCCUGCAGCCUGCCCCAUCUCCAACCAACCUUCUCUUGGCGCCAAGUUUCCAUCCCAUAGCAGUGCCUGUGGGCGGGACCUGGCCCCCCUGCCCAGGGCACAGCGACUGGAGCAUCGAAGCGGUGCCCGGCAGGGGCCAGAGCUGAUGGAACCGGAAGACUGGACCUCCACCUUGAUGUCCCGGGGCCGGAACCGACAACCUCUGGUGCUAGGUGACAACGUUUUUGCAGACCUGGUGGGCAACUGGCUGGACUUGCCAGAAGUGGAGAAGGGUGGGGAGAAGGGGGAGGCGGGGGAGCCCAAAGGGGAGAGGGGCCAGCCCAGGGAGCUGGGCCGCAGGUUUGCCCUCACAGCGAACAUCUUUAGGAAGUUCUUGCGCAGUGUGCGGCCUGACCGAGACCGGCUGCUGAAGGAGAAGCCAGGCUGGGUGACGCCCACGGUCUCCGAGCCCAGAGCCGCCCGCUCACACAAGGUCAAGAAGCGGAGCCAUUCCAAGGGCUCUGGGCAUUUCCCCUUCCUGGGCACUGCAGAGCCCAGAAGGGGGGAACGUCCUUCCACAAGCUGCCCCAAGGCCCUGGAACCCUCACCUUCUGGCUUUGAUAUUAACACAGCUGUUUGGGUCUGAGUCCUAGAGACAGAACAUUGACUGAACCCAACAUGACCGGGUCCCAGUGCUGGGCCCUGGGAAGGAUGGGGUGUGGGCACUAUGGCUUUCAAAAGCCUAACUCCGAAUUCCUUUCCUCCAGAAAGGAGGGAGAAGCAGCAAGAGUGUCUGGAGCAGGGCUGACCAGUGUGUGGUUGAGAGAGGCUGGCUUGUGGGGAGGUGAGGGCUCCUGGGCUGAAAGAGAGACAUUGAGAGAGACAGUGGUGCUCACUUUGGGACUGCAGGUGACAAUGAGGGGCCGGGGGAGGAGACCAGGCAAUCCUGACAUUCCUUCAGGGCCCCCAAAGACUUCAGUUGAACAUUCUGUAUGGAUUAGGGCCCUGGGGUCUCAGGUUCCCCCAGAGAGGCCCCCGACCUGGCCCCAACCUUAUAACCAUUGGCUUCCCUGGCAAGGCACUGCUCCAGACACAGGCAUGGAAACCCCAGCCCUCCUGGGAUGGGGAUCAGCAGAUUCCCACCCCCACUCCCUGUCGCCUUUAAGAUUUCAGCCCGUACCCGGGUCCUGAGACAUGGGCCGAAUAAGGAGUGUACCCAGGGGAGUACUUGAGAUAGCCCUAUGUCUUUUCAAAAGCACAGGAAAGAUAUCUAUCUGUAUAGCACUUUAAACGUUGGAAAGCCUUUUCAUGUCAUCUUCUGAGUAAGCAAGUAGGGCAGUUACCACCCCCAUCUCCCAGGUGAGGAAGCCGGCCUAGAUACGCCCCCUGCGGGCAGGAGGCAGACCGGAGCAGUGCAGCCCUGGAGUCACACGCGCUCCUUCCCCCCGCACCCCGCCUCCAGCACCGAACCCGCACCCCGGACACAAGCGCACGGGCAUCCGCCGGCGCGGCGAAGGUGCGCCCACUCGACGCGCGCACUCAUGUUUAGAUUCCCAGCCUCACCCCGCGGCCUCCCUCCCCGCUGGGCGCGGAGGCCCGUCUGGCCGGACCAGACCGGCGGCGGGGAAGGGGAAGGGCCGGGCGGGCAGCUCCGCUCCGAUCGCGCGGCGCCUAGAGCUUUCCUGGAGCGGCGCACGUGGCCCUCCCGCCCCGCAGGGAACGCCCGCUGGCUGGGAAGAGACAAUGCGGGUCCCUGUUUGGGCCCGGCCCCGCCCUGCAGGCCCUCCCCCUCUCCUCCCCUCGCCCCUCCCGGCUGAUGGGGGGUGACAGCUGCAAUUAGACGCAAGCCGCCUUCCCGCCCUCGGAGCAUUAACAGCUAACUGGAGGAGAAGAAUAACAAGCGAGGCUCUUCCUGCAUCCUGGACCCCUGGAGACCAAGAUGGCGGAGGGAGGAGGCUUCGCGCGGCCCCCCCACAGCCGGAGGUGGGGCCAGUUAGGGUCACUCUCAGACCCCCGCUCCAUCACGUGGGAGAUGUUUGGUUCUUGGUGGCGGAAGCUACCAGACGAAAGGUGCUACUUCUAGGUAUUUUCUCCAGUGCUCGCUAUUUGCCAGGCAGUGUGCAGAACCAUGCCUUCCAAACUUCAGAAUGGCCCUAGAAAGUACCAUCUUCCCGGUAAAUCAGUGGGGGCUCUUUAGGGGUCAGAGAGGCUGCCCAGAUCAGGCUUCUAGCUAAUGGAGGAGCCAGGAUUUGGAACAGGAUUGUCUGGCUGCAAAACGGCCUUUUCUCCUGUCCCCGGAGUUUGCUGGUAGAGCCAGCCCUUUUCUGGAGGAGCAAGUCCCCGCUCAUCCUUUCUGUCUCCCCGGGGAACUGAGAUAGUUCAGUGUGGGGUGAAGGCCCAUUGGCUGUGCCUGCCUUGCUGGGGGGCGCGGGGGGGGGGUGCGUGUGUGUGCGUGUGUGAGAGAGAGAGAGAGAGAGAGAGAGAGAGAGAGAGAGAGAGAGAGAGAGAGAAAGGGUCCUCUCACUAGGCCGCGGUGAAGUCACCAAGCUUUCAAUCCGGAAUGAUUCCACAGGAAACCAAGUCCCCUCUUGGCCAUUCAUCUGUGACCCAUCUGUUCUGUGGACCGGCCAUGGCAAUCCGGACCAAGUGAACCAAACUUUAUUGCACACCUCCCAGUGCCAGGCACUGCGACAGGAACUCAAAACAGCAAGGAAAAGGACCGGGCUCCUGGCUCAAGGGGUUCAGUGAGAAGCAGCAACUCCUAACCCAACGGUUGGCCAGAAGGGAUCCAAGGGAAUGAAAACUCAUUUUAACUCAGGCCAGAACAAAACAAUUAGGAGUGACAUUUGCCACCAACAGAACUCACAGGCAUCGGGCGCCGCCAUCUCUGUGUUCUCAUUUCCUUCUCACCACACUCUGAAAGGGGCUGCUGAUCCCCUUACUUUACGUGGAGCCGCUCAGAGAAGGCAAGCAACUUGCCCAAGGUCACAGCGGCGGAGCUGGGAGUGAACCGGUCGCGAUAGACUCCCAGCCUGGUGCUUUGCACACUACCCCACAAAGUGUCCAUUUCUGCUCCAAAAGCCAAGUCAAGAGGAACAACAACAAAACCUGUCCUCCCCAUAUUAUCCAUGCAUGGAUAGUAAAUGGAAUGCUCACUGUCCGGUGGGGGAAUUUUGCCCUGGUCUUGACUGGGCUGGUGUAAUGCCCUCAUCACUAGGUCAUGCUUUGCUAAUGAAAGACUAUGGCCAGUUCAUUUACACACACACACACACCACCACCACCACUAGUUUUUCCUUUUCCUUCUUUUUCUGGGCUUUUGUUGUGACAGGAUGGAGAGUGUAUUUCACUGAAGCUGAGGGGAGAGGUGAAUGGGAAUGCCUGGGGCCUAAGUGAUGCAGGAAAAGUGUAGGGGUGGGGAGCAGCGGGAUGAGGGGGAGGUAGUGGAAGUUAGCAGAGGGAAAUUCACAGCUUAAUUCUGCCCCUGGGGCUCAUUUUAUGGUUAAUUAGGACAUGCAAAUAAGCUGGAAGCUCAUUUAAUACUCUCCCUGGCAUGGAGCCCUGCCUCACACCUAGCCCACUUCCCUGGCAGGUACAAGGACCCCCUGAUUGGCCCAGGCCCCCACCUGCUUCUCUGUGGCUCUGUGGCCAGAGUGUGUCUCUAGAUGUUCCCCCACCAUAAGCAGGAGCUAGAAGAGUCCUUGCUGGGCCUGCCUGGUUUCCCUCCUUUCUUUCUCUUUCCAACCCUUCAGGACUGGGACCCCUCUUUCCCAGAGGGGCGUCCCCAAGCACCUCCCCUGCACCCACCCCUCAGGUUGAGAUCUGAACCCAAACUUGCCCAGAGGAAUAGAGACCUGGUUCGGCUCUGUCCCCACGACAUCCCCCUUGCUCCCCGUCGGGGAGGGAGCACCCCAUCUUUCCCAAGUCACACCAUUUCCUACAGGGCCUCCAUAAAAGCAAAAGCACAGCUUGUGACUUUGGGUAGCAGGGGCCUGUCUCCAGCUUUCAACACACCUCAGGUCACCCCCCACCUUCUCCACCCAGAGCAGUUAAGGCACUUCUGCCAGUACAAUGGAAUGCGCACUGGAUUAGGAGUCCUCCAGGAUCUGAGACCCAUUUCUGUCCCUGUCAGCUUGAGUAUGUCGCUUGAUCUCUCUGAGCCUCAUUUUUCUUGUCUGACAUGGGGAUAAUGCAGGGCUGCUGGAGCUUUGAAGGACGUAAUGCACACCAUGUAGACACAGCAGAAGCUCUCUACUGGGUCACCUGACCUUCGGUUCAGGCACUAACCAUGUGAACCAGAGCGAAACUGCUAGAAAAUAACAAAAACUUUCACUGGGGCUUGGUUUCCUCUUCUGUUAAAAAAAAUGUAUACUGGCCCUAUUACCUCACCAGACUGUAGCAAGGAUCAGAGAAGACAAUAGGUUUCUGUAUUAUCUUCUAUUGUCUUCUCUGCAAUGUUUUUGUACAUGGUAAAAAUAUAACCCAGGUGGGCUGUUACUUGCGAAAUGGCAAACAAUUUACACUUUCUCAUAGAGGAUGACGUGUGUUGGGGGGGGUGGGUAUGGAGAGAGCAGCAGGGGGGCUGAGCGCAGAAAUGGUGCUUGAGGACCCCAGUGCCUGAGGAUGUGCUCUAGGGAACACUGCCACCCGUCUGUCCCUCACAGUCCCUCUGUCCCCAGCUGGCCCUCACAGUCAACCCCGAGGCCCUCACAUUCCUGGCAAGGACUGGAGAGUUGAAUGAGCCAAGUUCUGAAGGCUUUGAGAAGAGUCCAGCCCCUGAUCUGCUCUCUGCUCUUUAAGGCCUUGGUCCCUAGAGUCCCUGCUAAGCUCCACACCUCACCCCCUACCAUCCCUCCAGUCACCCUGGGGACUAAUGGCCUAAAGAUGCUAGUGGCUGUCCUGCUAGGAUCCACUCCCCCCAAUGGGGCUGGAGGUGCCCUGAAACCCUCUCUCACAGGAGGUCUCGGGACCCAGGAUGGUGCAGAUGGAGGAAGGGCCUAGUAGAUCCAGGGCACAAGGCAAGAUAAGCACCUCAGACUGUAGUUACCCCCUUGGUACUGUUUUUCUUUUUUUACUUUUAUUUUCAAACUAUGCUUUACACCCAACGUGGGGUUUGAACUCAGGACCCUGAGAUCCAGAGUCGCAUGCUGUACUGACUGAGCCAGUCGGGCGUCCCAGACAGCAGUCAUCCCCCUGGUACUAUUAUUAGGAUGUUCCUGCCUCCCUCUUACUUCCUCUACCCAAUCCUUAGAACAAAGAGGAUGAAGAGAACUCUCCCAGAUUCACUCUGAAUUUGACAAAGGACUUAGAACCUGCUUCUCGGCCCGUGCUCUUCAAUCAGUCUGGACACGCCCGCUGCCCACCACCUCCAAGCUUCAGGUGUACCCCACCCCCAAUUCUGCCACAUGCGCACACAGGGGUCACGGUGAAGUCAGCCUUGCCUGAAACAUCCCUGGGUCCACAUUCCAUCCCCUCCUGAGCCCUCCUCUUUCUUCCUCCCCCUUCCUUCCUUUCUUCUAGGGUCCCCCCGCCCUGCCCUGGUCUCUCCAAAGUCAUCUUUGAGUUUCUGGUCAGAGAGAGGCCCCUGAGGAACACUGAGGCAGGGAGCCCUCCUGGGGUGCCUACCCCUCAACACAGUGCUUGGGGCAAUCAUAAUCUGACAAGGGACUGCCAUACUUGUUUGUGCUGCCUCUUGGCGGGGCCCGGGUGCGGGAGGGAGCAGGAUCUCCAGCUCCAUAUACUAAGGCCUCAGGCUGCAGCUGCUGCACUCCCCGGCUUCCACUCCACAGAAUCCAUUCUCUCUGGAUCUGCCCCUCUGGGCAUGGCGCCCAAGAUGACCACCCCAUUCCAGGGAUCUAGGAAUCCCUGCCAAAAAUCACCUCUCGCAUGCUCAGCACCUCCACCCUCUCCUGCCCAUGACCCAGCUCUGGGCUGUCCUCCCGGCCCCUCUUCCUGCCCUCUCCAGUCCCAGAAAGAAGCCCCCUGGCAGCCUCCAACUGGUCAGGGAGGGGGGCUUCAGACACAGCAGAUGCCACCAACUGAGGCUACCUGGUGGCUCUCAGGGGCACUGCUUGUUGGGGGGUGGGGGGGGAGGUGUCUCCCGCCAAGGGAAGAGUCCGGUUUUGUUUUCUGGUUUCUGGCUCUGCUGUCACCCCGUCUGGCCACUUUCCCGUUCCUCCCGUGCCUCUCCCUUAGCCCCCUUCCUCUUCUCCUCCUGACUGGAGGCUGCAUCUGCAAGGAAAUGCUGCCCCUCGGCGGGGAGCACAGGGGAGGGGAAGGAAAGGUCUUCAGGUUCUGUGACUUCAUCCUCACCUGGCCUCACUGUUCUAGGUGUCUGGAGGCCCCGCCCUGCCCACUCAGACCCUGGGGGACUUGCUUCUUUAUCCUCCAGGGAGGUGUGUUACUGAGCACUGCAAGCAUGGGCUCUUUGCCUCUAGGUCUUUCCAUGGGCUGUUCUCGGAGACUCCAGGUUCCUCAAGGCCCCAGACUGGCUUUUUACUCAGCUUUCGCUGCAGUUUAAAGGGCACCUCCUCUGAGAAGCCCUCCCCAGGGGCCUCACUUGUGCCCGUAUACCGAACCACAGGACCCACUUUCAAAUCGCUCCCGUGCAUGUUCAUCUAGAUCGUGAGCCCCUCUGGGGUGGCAAGUACUCAUUACGCAUUUCUGUAUCUUGGUGUGACUGUGACCUCUCCUCGUUGUCAGGGUGAGCCCUCUGCCCAGCCCACUCCUGCGACAGGAAGGCCAGCAGUCAAGGCCUCCUCAGCUGCUCCCAAGGCCCACUUUCAGGACAGCUGACAAGCUCCCUCCUGGCCCCGUCUCCAAGCUGUGGUGCGGUCCCCUCUGCGCCACCUAGUACUUUGGCUUACUCCACCCUCGCUUCCCAGGUCAGUUCUGUUCUCCUGCAGGCUGCCUGGGGGCCCCAGUGUCCUUGGGCCGCCCAGAACUCAGACCCUUCAGAUGGCCACCACAGCUGCUUCUCUCCCAGGCUGGCUCCGUCCCAAAUGGGUCCCCAUUUCCAGCCCAGAGGACAUCGCUUUUACCCCAGCCUCCAAAUUGUCCCCCUUUCUGCCUGCGCCCCCUACACCGGUCUUGCUGACCUGGCUCAUCUCCUUGUCCAUUCUGGCAACGACCUCUGGCUCCAGACUUACUCUCCCCGAGGAGUUUUUCCUAACCUGCCUUGCCAGGGAUCCCCACCCCUCCUGGGGACAUUGAGUCUGCUAGAUUCUCCUUCCCCCAUUGUGAUUAUGGAGGGUUAGGCAGGGCGGGGCAACGGGGAAGGAAGUUGAGAGUUGGGUGUUCGGGCUUCCCUACCUCCAGCCCCGCUACUGGCCACACUCCAGGCAUUGUCUCCAGCGGAGGGGGGGACCGAGCUGCCCACAAGGCCAAAUUUGUAGUCAUUUGUGUAAAGUGGUGGGAAAGGGGAGGGUAUCAGGCAUAAAUUUAUUUUUUAAAGCAAAAAAAAAAAAAAACAAAACCAAAACCCAAAAAACCCAACAGAGAUUCUUCCCAGUGGGCCAAGUGCAGCACCUGAAAUCCCUACACGGACUCAGGCUGGGAACGUGGGCCUAGAAGGGCCAGCAGGCCUGCGAGCACUCGCUCGAAGCCUGCCACGCACACUGCCACGGUGCAGGGGCAGCCCAGGGAGCCUGCUCAUUACCACAGGGAGCACUGGGCCAGACUGACUUAGGCAGGUCUUAGAAUCCCUGGUCUGAGGUUCCAAGCAUCUUUUGAGAUAAGUCCAUUUAUAUAGCAGAAAAUAAGGAGGUAGGCUCUGCAUCUGAGAUUUCAAGGGCCCAAAGAAUUCCAAAUCCUCUGGCCUUGGCUUCAGGACCCUGCCAGGAGUUCGGGGAUCAAGUAUCUUUAAACUUCUCCCUUAAAGGUAUCCUUUCCCAAGAAAGGCAGAGCUGAGAACCUGUCCCACAAUUCCAUGCCCUAGUUUUCCCAACUGGGAAGGCUUAGCAUCCCCUUAAUCCCGGCGGCCCCUUCAAAUUGCUCAAUCCACCCAACUGGGGACACUGGUGAUGCGACAGGAGCUACAGUGUGGCCUGUGCCUUCCCUCUCACCCACAAGGGAAGGCCUGGAUGACGGGACCUUGGUGGGGAAGCUCGCAGCUACGCAACAGAGUGAAUUCAGGAAAAGAGCCCCCUUCCUAGACUUCCCGAUCACUGGUGGGUGCCGAGGCAAGGGCUGGGAGGGCCAGAGGCUGCGGUCUCCCACUGUGAGCUAACAGCAGGGGGAGGAGAACUUGAGAGGGUGUGAGGGUGGAACCCAGAUUUGCUGCAUGCCCCCAAGGUGCCAAAAGGCCCAAGGGGAGCAGAAUCGUGUCAGAUAGAGUGGAGCAGCAGAGUUAAUAAGGGAGAUUUUUCUCUUCAAUCCGAGUAUCUUUGCCUGCCAGAGUUAUUAAUGCUGGUUCCCUUCUAAACUGAGCUUUUGUUUGCGAAUGAUCACGACCACGUGACUGAGACCAGCUUCAUUCGGGAAAGGGGGUAAAUGAAGUGAGAAAUGCAGACUGGAAAGACCAUUCGUCCAUGGGGAGUCACCCUUGCAACCCUGGCGUUUCGUCCAGAUCCCUUCUGAAAUUUCUCCGUCCCUUCUCCGUGGCCCCCAGAUGAGCGCCAGGCCCUAUUUUCCUAGCUCACCCUACCAGAAGGUCACCUUCUUGUUUCAAAGCCGGCCACAAUAUGGCUCCACCCUACUCCCUAGCCCAUGGCUUCCACAUUAAUGCCAACUUCUUGCUCCCGUUUCCUGCAAAUCUGUGACACUCUACCCCAUGCUCACCUACUGAAAUUCUACCCUUUAAGGCCAGUUCAAACUCCCCUCCCUGAAGCAUUCUGGCUCCCCCAGAACAGAAAGCAUCGGUCCCUUCUCUCUCCCACUACUUUGCCGAACACUUCUUUACGGUACUUUUUAUUGGUUCUUUGUGCCCUCCCAGCUUCUACAAUCCCAUCCUUUCUUCCCACCGCCAUGCUUGCCCACGCUCCUAUGUGGCUCAGCCCCUUUACUUGUGUGCUAGAUUCCGUCCCUGUAGCCUGUUUUCCUCCUCAGUGGGCCACUCCUAGGCGUGCACCAACAUGUGCUGCUGCAACCGUCUUAACAGGAGUCCGCACCUGACCUUUCCAAUGCCCCCUACGGCCCCACUGAUGGCCCAUCGAGGUCACCAUGACCUUCAUGCUCUCCUUUGCCAAUCCCUCUUCAUCUCCCAACCUCAUGAUGGAGUCCCUGGACUUCUCUACCUACAGUCAACACUAGCAGUCCUAUUCAGCUCCACGUUCUUAAACAUUCAAAUGGUGUGAACCUCCUGGCCAGGUCUCUUCAUCUGAAUUCCAGACACCUGUCCAACUGCCUACAGUGCAACUCGAGGAUCUGACCCAUUCCCAACACUUUGUUCCAAACGGAACUCCCAAACCUGCUUCUGCCACAAUCUGCACUAUCUUGAUUAUUGGCAAGCAAUCUUGGGGGUCAUCCUUGAUUCCUCUUUCUCUCACACUGCACUUGAGUCAGGAGGUCCUGCCGGCUCCACUUUCUCCUAACUGGUCUCUACAAGCUAUUCUCAACUCAGCAGCCAGAGUGUCCUGAUGAGAGGCUGUCAGAUCAUGCUCUCUAUACCCUUUGCUGAAGUCCCUUCUGUGGACCCCACGCAGCCAGUGCUUGAACUGUACUUGAACAUGUAGGCACUCGUCCAUCUCAUGGCAUCUGCAGACCCUUCCCAAUGCACCGAAGGCCCUUCUUUCCCCCAUGCAGUUGGGUGGGCUGCACAUUUCAAACAUUUACACAAACAGCAACUUCAGCAAAGAUAUAAACCUUCAGCCCACCACAACAUUCUCUCCGCCCAGCACUCCUAGCCUUUGAACUCUUCUCCACAGCACUCAUUGCGUACGUACACACACACACAAACACACACGCACGCACAUUUUUCUGCCUCCUGCCAAAGAUUCCUCGAGGGAAAAGAUUUUGUUUUGUAUUAUUCACUGCUGUAUUCCCAACAUGCAGAUCAGUACCUGGCAUAGAGUAGAAGCAACUAUUUGCUGAUAGGCCCCUAAGGAUCAUCUGCUUUAUAUGCCCUACAAGAAUUUGUACACGGUUAAAAGCAAGCACAAGAACUUGCACAUGGUUAAACUUUACCAAAAAAAUACACUGAAAACAACAGCUCAAAAUAAGAGUCACAUCACGGCUUAAAACGGGAAGGUUUAUUAAGGUUUUUCCUCAAGAGGAACAGCCAAGCCCAUGCUUCUUAAGAGAAGCAAUUAGCAGGAAAUGUAUGUCACACCUUGAGCCCAGAAUCACAGGAGGCUUCUUCUUAAAAAGCCAGAGCUAUAUCCCCCAAUUCCCUUUUAAAGCUCUUCUUAAUGUCUGCAAAACAAUCGAUGUCGCCUUCCCAGAAAACAGAACUAGGCAUCCAGUUCAAAGUCUCCAGCUGUUCUCAACAAGCAAAUUUUAGUAAGACAUGGCAUUAAAUAAAUGGACUGUGCAUUCAGCAAACCCAAGAUGAAACUGCAGUAAAAAAAAUUUCAUAUUCAAUGUAAUGUCUGUACUACAUUUUCAAGAAUAACUUGCAUUUUUUACAUUUUUGGGGAAUAGAAAUACUAAAAGCUUGGUGGCUGGACUACCUCAAAGCUCACAUUCAUUUCCUUCCCUGCACAAGAUGGGCUUCUUCCAGAUCCUGGACAAGCACCCAAACCACUCUACCCUUUUAAGUUUGGAGCUGAGUCAAGAGGGGCUAUUUCAAUACACAUUUAAGUAGCACCUUUUUAAAUAAGUACAAGACCCAAAUAAAACAAGAGGUUAUUAUUACAAGCUAUUUUCUUCCUCCAAAUACCAAUUUCUUCACACUCUGGUUUCACCACACACAUAUAAUUUUUAAGAGCAUAUUUUAGGUCUUCUAGCAUUCUACUGUGAUUGCAUAACAAGGAAAAAACUGAGGUAAUCUUUCUUCCUGUCCCUCAGUCCUAAAAACAAAAAUCAGAUACAUGAACUGACAAAUAUAUGUGUACCUAAUGAGGAAAAUGAGGCAAAAUAUUUGAACUUGGGCAGGUCCAGAUAACGGAGAACGUUCCUAUAUAGAGAAAAAUAGCUCCAGACCAAGUAGCCUGUCUUAAUAAUGCUGGUAAUAAAAUAGAGAUCAGUACCUUCCCAAAGAUUAAUUUUUCCCAAGUACAUUCUAACUUCAAAGAAACAAGCUGUUUCACUGAGGGGUAAAAGGCGGUCAGUUAUGAUGGCAGAUCAAGAUGCCAAAGAGAGAUUACUUCAAAGCUGUAGGGGAAAGAGAAUAACAUACCAACACCCAUAUUUCUCCAAACAUUCCUGAGAGAACUCUGUGACCAGUUUAAUAAAUUACAGCGUUUUCAUAUCUUUGAUGAAUUUCUUACAUAUCUUUCCUGCCUGGUAGAUUGGAAAUUCUUGAGGAAAGGCCUUUAUGCCUCUUCGUGAAGCAAGCAGUGUUUAUUUAUAAGAACAGAUGGAUUGAAUGCAUACUGUUCAUUCAAGGCUUGCAGAAGUAUUUAACUGAUACUGAAGCUCCCCCUGGUGGAGGGUAAAAUGAUAGAUUAUGUAUUUACUGUUAAUUUUUAAAACUAGAUUGGGGGCACUAGUAAGCUAUUAAAGUCAUUUGUGUUUUAAUGGGAAAAAAAUUAUCAACUAUGAUAUCAAGCCUCCUUUAAAUGAUAUGUUACUCAUCUGGCCAAAGGCGUUCUACUUUAAAGAGUCACAAAUACGAACGUGGUGUCAGUUCUUGGAUGUUUAUCAUAUGAAAUUCAUAUAUAUUUGAGGGCUUUUUUACUUUUCAGCUAUAAAAAGUACAUCAAAUACAUCUUAUUUUGGGGCACCCUCCCCUCUGAAACCAAGACUACAGAGUCCACAGGGACAAGAUGAAAGCACACCUAUCUUCCUUUCUGACAGGCUACCCUUCCGCCUUACUCAGCAUGGCAGAUUUCCUUGCGGAGAGUAAUGCAUCUCCCUGACUUCAGUGGGUCCUGCUCUGCAUGCUGCUGUGUGCUCUAGGGCACGUCUCUUCACAGUCCUAUUGGAUCCCAAGUGGACUGUGUAAGAUGUGACCAAGGAAUCCAGCACUGUCAUCUUUCUCUCCCAUGUUCUGAAACGGAGGGCAAACUGAUGCUAUUAGUCCAGCACAGGGGAGUUACUCUUGGGAGUUACUCUUACUUAACAAUUUCUUAUCUAUCUGGCAAAUAACCACACAACCUAUGUAACAGGUAAUAUUUAGCAAUUUUUACUUACGUGCGAGAUGUUUUGUCUAUAAUUUUAAGUCCAAAGGCAUGUCUGAGAGGUGAGUUUUCAAGCAGAAUGGCUGUAGAGGACCUUAAAAUAUGCCACCUUGACCUGGACAGACUGGCCCUAAUGCUUCACUUAUUUAUUUUUAAUUUAUUGCAUUUAUUAGACUUUUGGCCCCUCAAUCCCAGACAUCUGUGUAACUGGAUCAGUAGAAGGAAAGUAUUAGUUAACUAAAUUUAUUAGAAACUCAAAAGAAUACAAUUUCCAUUUUUUUUUUUUUUUUUACAAUAUUUUAACAUUUUCUUAGGUUGGUCAGAGCUUACAUUUGAAAUCUUAUUCCUAAAUCUCAAUUUAGUAACCGAUGGCCUGACCACAUUCCUGGGAAGUCUCAGCAAGGCAUGAACACUACUUCAUACCUAGUUGCAACGAGACAGUAUCUAGAUCCCUGAGCAGCUAUGUAGACUUUCUAGGACUAGUCUCCUCCUCAGUAUUUGGGGACAAGGCACAGGGUUUUCUCAGCUUGUUUCUUGCCUUCGCCAGCACUUAACUGGCCGACAAGCUGUUUUGCUCUACCUCUAUGGAGAACACGUAAGCCAUAUCGAUACCCUAGAUCCAUGUCCUCAUUAAGUGUCAUCUUUGUAAAAACAGAAACAACUGGGAAGGAAAAGAAAAGCACCACUAUAUAGCCAGCUAAAAUUUUAACUUAGCGAUCUUUUCCAUACUAUGACUACUACACUACUUCAUAUACAGUCGAAGCAAAAGCAACUGACACAUUCUCCGUAUGCGUUUUCACUUUUCCCCACUUCUCUCAAAUUCUUCAAUCUAUUAUAAAGCAAAUUUGAAUAUUUUUACAUAACAUUUCAUUGGUGGGCUUAUACCCAACAUAUUAACAAUGACAAAAGGAUUCCCUUGAUGAAAUUACAAGCUGUGGAAGAUCUGAAAUAGUAAAGUUAACCCCUGAUACAGUAUUAAACUUAUUUUUACAUAUAAAAAUAAUACACAGUGGGAUAUUUUAUUCAAUAAGAUACAAUCUUUAAGAUCAAGAGAGAAUAUACAAAACUAAUCUAUGUAGUCUGAUGUAGUCUGCUGUAUAGUAGGAAUAAAUACAUCUAGAACAGAAAGUGUGAGGUCUGUUCUUAGAGAAAUUACCAAUGACUUAGGGGUUUAAAGCCAAGUGUUCUGUAGGUACAGGCAGAAGGGAGCUACUGUUGCAUUUUAAAACAAUGUGGCCAUUAUAAAAUAAAAGCCUUAAAUCUAUAAACAAUAACAAAAACACACAAACCAAAUGAAAAUGUACUAAAAUUUAAUCAUCCAAAAAAGCUGUAAUUUAAUCUGACAGUAAAACACAAGAAGCAAUAUUAGAGUUGGUUUAGUAUAUUAUAUAUUUUAGCUUUGAAAGCCAUAGAAAUCAGUUAUCCCAGUUUUUUUCCUAUAAAAGACCCAUUUUUCCAAAGCAUUAUGCACAAUUUUAAUUAGAAUAUAAUGACAGAAUGAUAUUUCAUAAUUUUUAAAUAUAAAAUGAAGUCAAUGACUCAAAAAGUUAUCUGCUGCAAUGAGUUUGAGGGGAAAUUUCAUAAUCUAUAUCAUUACAGAUAUAAAGUAUAAUGGUUCAACUUUUAGUUCUUGACAGGGAGGAAUCAUGAUAAAAAGGUCAAUAUGAAAUCAUCUGAUUAUAGUAGCAAUAUCUAACAUUUGAAAUGCAUCCAUGCUCUUUUGUAUAAUCAUAUUAGAGUCAAGUAUAUUUAUUUUCACAUCUGUUAUAACUGCUAUUGCAAAGGAGAAAUACUAUUGUCUUAUUUUCCAAGAGAUAUACACAGAGCAAUUUUUUUUUUUCUCCAGGGAAUCUGUGCAAACCAAUAUAAGAUUUAAAUUCUUCACAUAAUAUAUAAAACAGGAGAAGCCUCUUCAGAUUUAAUUUUUGAAGUCUGGAAUGCUGGCACUUCCCAAUUAGGCAACAGUUCUUCAUUCCUGUAAUCUAGAACAUUGAAUAUAUAUUUAUAUUUAUAUAUAUAUAAAAUAUAUAUACACACACAUAUAUGGUUAAUCUCUUGAUGUCAGAAGAUGGUAGUGAACAAGGAGAUAUUCAAUCAUAUAGAAAGAAACAGAUAUUGGCUGAGUGUUACUAGACAACUAAAUUAUACUAAACAGCUACAGUAACAGGGCUAUUUUAAACUCCUUUUGAAAAUGUUUAAAAAACAGUUUUAUUAGUUUCACAAUCUGACAGUCCUGUCUGUAAAAAGGAAAACAGUAAUUAUUUCUAUCCCAUUAUCAUCUUA